UCCCGGGCCUUGUCCCUGCCGGUGGCGGUGGCGGUGGCGGUGCCGGUGCCGGUGCUGGUGUCUCCGCGGCGAUGCUGCUGGUGCUCUCGGCCGAUCACCAGGCGCACCUGGGCUGCUUGCCGCGGGCGGGCGGCGCAGGGGGGGAGCAGGCACCGGGCCGCGGGGGCACCGGGCCGGAGAGCGGGGAGACCGGGCCGGGCCGUGGGGAGAGCGGGCACCGGGCCGAGCCGCGCUCGUUCGGCGGCAGGACGGCCGUGCGCGGUGCGCUCUGCCCCGCUGCCAAGGCCCCCCGAGCCCCCGCACUUUGUGUUUUCUUUAAAGGAAAGCUGAACAUUGGCGUUGACAUCAUUCAGCACGGGGUAGAAGGACUAGUGUAUCUUCUUACUGAGAGUUCCAAGCUUAUGAUUUCUGAGGUUGACUUCCAAGAUUCCAUUAAUGUUUUGGGAUUCUCAGAUGAAUUGAACAAGUCCUUGCUCCAGCUGUACCUUGACAACAGGAAAGAGAUCAGGAGCAUUCUUGGAGAGCUGGCACCAAGGCUUCCCAGCUACCACAGUCUGGAGUGGAGACUGGAUGUGCAGCUUGCAAGCAGAAGUUUGAGACAACAGAUCAAGCCUGCUGUGACUAUGAAGCUACAUCUUAACCAAAAUGAAGAUCAAACUGCCCAGGUGUUGCAAACUGACCCUGCUACCCUUCUCCACCUUAUCCAGCAGCUGGAGCAGGCGCUGGGGGAGAUGAAGAUGAACCACUGCAGAAGAAUAGUGCGCAACAUGAAAUAACCUUGAUUCCUCUCUGCUCUCUUACUGAGUAGUUUGUAAAACUAUUCAAAACACUGCUCACAAAUACAUUUUCAGGCAAAAUAAACAUCUGGAUCAGAUGAACUGCUUUCCUGUGCCAGGAUCUUGAGCCAGUAUUUACUGGCUAAAUGUCCUUGGCUGCCAGCUUUGCGCAUCUUUAUGUGGUGACCUUUUUCAAAUAGUCAUCUUCAUAUAUAGCACAUGGUAAUUAAAUGUGGACUAAUAUUA
Molecule: messenger RNA, 1022 nt
Organism: Ficedula albicollis (Collared flycatcher)
Lineage: Eukaryota; Metazoa; Chordata; Aves; Passeriformes; Muscicapidae
Gene: COMMD2
Product: COMM domain containing 2
Exons: 5
Coding region: 72-776 (234 amino acids)
Source: RefSeq, a predicted model, not a curated record